Messenger RNA from Lactuca saligna, 744 nucleotides. NCBI's taxonomy places the organism in Eukaryota, Viridiplantae, Streptophyta, Magnoliopsida, Asterales, Asteraceae. The record is from the annotation of a GenBank genome assembly.
AUGGAUUACUGCUUCAGGUCUCUCACCAGAGUAUCAAUUUCCACCAUUGUUCUCGCCAUCUUGCUUUCUUCAUUCAGUUUCACUUGCACAUGUAUGAAUCUUCUUUACAUUCAAGUUCUUGAAGUUUCACUUAUGGGAGGGUGUAUUGAAUCCUAUGAUGCACAUGCACUCAACCCGAAUGGAAACAUCACAAUCAAGUGGGAUAUUAAUAGUUGGACCCCUGAUGGCUAUGUUGCUGUUGUGACAAUGUAUAACUUCCAGCAAUAUCGUAACAUUUCAUCACCAGGGUGGACAUUAGGUUGGACAUGGGCUAAAAAGGAGGUGAUAUGGAGCAUGUUGGGCAGUCAAACCACCGAGCAAGGAGACUGUUCAAGAUAUAAAGGUGCAAUACCACAUUGUUGCAUGAAAACUCCAACUGUCAUUGAUUUAUUACCAGGAACCCCUUACAAUCAACAAAUUGCAAAUUGCUGCAAGGGAGGUGUCAUUAGCUCGUGGGCCCAAGAUCCUAACAAUUAUGCCAGUUCAUUCCAGGUCAGCAUCGGUGUAGCCGGAACCACUAAUAGAACAGUCAAACUACCCAAGAACUUUACCUUGCUUGCACCUGGCCCGGGCUAUACGUGUGGACCCGCUGUAGUUGGUAAACCAACAAAGUUUAUUACUCCAGAUGGAAGAAGAGUAACCCAAACUAUGAGUAAGUAUACUGUUUCUUUUUCAUUUGAUAGACUUACUGCGUUAAGCACUUAA